AUGGCCUCGUCGUCCUGGUACGAGGCCGCAGCCGCCAACCCCCAAGUACCUUGCUUCUUCAUCUUUGGAGAUUCCCUCAACGAUUGUGGCAACAACAACCACAUCAACACAAAGGCAAAAGCAAAUUACAAACCUUACGGCAUCGAUUUCCCCGACGGCGCCACCGGCCGGUUUACCAACGGCCGCACCACCGUCGAUUUCCUCGGUUCAUAUAUUCUCUCUCUCGACCUCUCCCUUUCAACACAAACCACUUCAGUUUUUUUUUUUUUUCUUCUUCUUCUAUGUGUUUUUGCAGCCGAGCAUCUGGGCUUCGACAAUCCAAUUCCACCUUUCACGACCGCCAAAGGUGAAAAAUUACUCCAGGGCAUAAACUACGCGUCGGGCUCGGCUGGAAUCCUCGACGAAACCGGCAAGCAUCUGGGACACAAUGUGGCAUUGGGAACACAAGUCCAGAACCACCAGAUAACACUGUCGAGGAUCGUGGCCAGGAAGGGCGACAACGAGACGGCAGCAGAGCACCUCAACGCUUGCGUGUACUACAUGGCCAUUGGAAGCAACGACUACUUGAACAACUACUUCCUCCCCGACCAUUACAAGACCAGCAACGAGUUCUCCGUCGAAGAGUUCGCCACUCAUCUCAUCUCCACUUACGGUGACAGAAUCAGGACUUUGUACGGGUAUGGUGCAAGGAAAAUAGCCGUGGUUGGGGUGGGUAAGAUCGGGUGCGUCCCUCGCACGAUGGAUUUGUUCGGCACAAACGGCACCAAGUGCAUUCAGAACGUGAACCUAGCGGCGCAGUAUUUCAACAAGCAGCUUAAGAAGCUCGUGGUCGACCUCAACAAGGAGCUAAAAGACGCGAAACUGAUUUACAUCAACUCCUACGGGAUGGGCGAUGGGGAUCCCACGAUUCUUGGUUUCAAGUUCAUAACGAGGGGAUGCUGCAAUCCGAGAGGAGAUGGACAGUGUGUGAAGGACAAAGCGCCUUGUUCGAGCAGAAGAGAGUAUGUGUUUUGGGAUUCUUUCCAUCCGACGGAGGCCAGUCACAGGACUUUCGCUGACCGGACUUACAAAUCCUUGCUGCCUUCGGAUAGCGACCCGUUCGAUCUCCACAGUUUGGCCGCUCUCGAUAUAGGCAAGCAUUAACUGAAAUCCAAAACGUAACUUUUUUUGGAUGUUUUACUACUUGCAUGCAGUGUGGUCAGACUUUUAGCAGCAUGAUGAUUUAGUGCUUACGUGAUUUCUUAGUCAUUCUGCCAUCAUAUUUGAUAAUUCAGCCUUCCAUUGACAACAUAA
Molecule: messenger RNA, 1293 nt
Organism: Linum tenue
Lineage: Eukaryota; Viridiplantae; Streptophyta; Magnoliopsida; Malpighiales; Linaceae
Source: the annotation of a GenBank genome assembly